AUGUGUCAUUGUAGUGUUUUCGUCACACGCUUAUCGAAUCCUGAUCGGGAGAUCGAUCUCUCGAUGCUGUGUCUUCUUAUUGACGAACGCUGUUGUCCUACUUCAUAUAACAGCGUCUUUGGAUUACUUUCACCUAUUGAACAACUAGACCCUUUGGAUAUGUUCUCUGCAGGAAUAAAAAGGCUACAAAAACUUUAUAAACUUAUGUAA
Molecule: messenger RNA, 210 nt
Organism: Schistosoma curassoni
Lineage: Eukaryota; Metazoa; Platyhelminthes; Trematoda; Strigeidida; Schistosomatidae
Source: the annotation of a GenBank genome assembly